This is a messenger RNA of Colletotrichum gloeosporioides, 2601 nucleotides long. RefSeq lists its product as uncharacterized. Gene Ontology annotation, biological process: carbohydrate metabolic process. The record is from RefSeq and is a predicted model, not a curated record. Lineage: Eukaryota; Fungi; Ascomycota; Sordariomycetes; Glomerellales; Glomerellaceae. Bases 1 to 2601 code for a protein of 866 amino acids. The transcript has 2 exons.
AUGGCUCAGCUCGAAUUUAGCAUCCCCUCCACCAUACCGGAGCCGUUCUCGCCAAACUAUCUUUUCGCGAAAGACGACAUCCCCGAGUUCCUCGUACCGAAACGGGUGCACAGUUUUGUCAACACAACAUCCGCGAACAGCCUCACGACUCCUCGACUUGAUAGCUACGCCACUCUCGACAAUUCCACGGAGGAGAGUGGCAGUGUCACCCUUGACUAUGGCUUCGCUGUGGCCGGCAUCCCAGUGCUAUAUAUCCAUGGGCUUGACGCGCCUUCCAACAAGGCCUUGAUUGACUUCACGGUUUCCGAAGGUUACCCAGGAAUCACAAAGGGCGAAGGCGAUGGGCCAUACCCUUUCUCAGCCGGUGCCGAUACCUCCCGCCGUGUCCGCUUUCGAGUGAGCGGCCCAGGCUUCUACGAGGCCAAGUGUGUGCAAGGAAGCCAGCGCUGGCUCAAGGUCUCUCUCAUCACGAAGGGCCAAUGCUCGGUUCGCAUCUCUUUGGUAGGCUUCGUGCCUACAACCUCGAAUAUUCCCACUGAUCGGCUUCCGGGAUACUUCCAAUGCUCUGACGAGACUCUGUCAGAGCUCUGGGGCUAUGGAGCGAGGACGUUGCAGCUGAACUGCGUGCCAGCUCGUUCUAUACCUUCCCCGUGGCAGGUCUCGGAGGACAUGGGUAUCUUGGUAGACUCUCAAAGAUGCAAUGCCUAUGGGUGGGGACAUUCUUGGACAGACUACAACUUGGAGUUUGAUGGCAUGAUCAUUGAGGGAGGUCUGGCGUGGAUGGUUCGCGUGUCUCCUGGCAUGCCGGGCAUGCUCUUUCAACUCAAUGUCGAAGACGGCAAAGCAGUCAUCGAACAGUGGUUCGGCUACUACAAUAAGCCCCAGAUAACUUUGGUACCAAAGCUCAUUGCCUCAGUUGAGGUCCGUGAGUCCAGGAUAGCUGAAGGCGAAUGGCUGCGGAUUCGGACGGGCUGCAUCGGCGACGCUCCCGUGUCUAUUAGCAUCGACGGCACUCAAGUUGCGACUUUCAAGCAAGGCGGUCUCAAAGUUGAGGGCUUCGCAAGUCUCGCAGUUCCUCCCGAUCACCCCGAUUUCCCCUAUUUUCCCAAGGGCUCUAUUGCCAUCGGGGCAGGGCAGGAUCAACUUUGCCGCUUCAGAAACCUCGUGGUCCGAAAUCCCAAUAAUGAAGUACUUUACGAAUCUGGGCUCAAUACACCGGCGGUGCUUGGUGACUUUGGCUUGAAAACGAAUCAGUUUCCGUUCGUCUUUGAUGGUGCCAAGCGCGAUCGAUACCCAUGGACAGCCGACAUCAUUGUGGGUGGUCGAUCAGCCUACUACUCCACGGCAGGCUCAGAGUACAUACGAGGAAACAUUGUCGCUUCUAUGCUAAGGUUUAAGGGUGACGAAACAGGGCGCGGGCUUCUCCCGGGAGGCGUGCCUCCUGGCCGAGACUUCACUCGAGACCUGACUGACGGUUUCUUCAACAUCGAGACAAUCAACUACUCUCUCUACCUGAUCCUUGUGAUCCAUGACUACUGGCUGUACACCGGAGACGAGGCUUUGGUCAAGUUCUGCUGGGACAGGCUGAAAAGCUGCAUCGCCUAUGUUUCAGCACGAGUAAACAAGGAUGGUCUUGUUUGCGCCGAAGGCUUCGACGUGGGAGACUACGAUUACUACAACGGACUCCAAACAGGUAUCUCUACAAAGCGCAAUGCCCUGUUCAUUGCGUCCCUCAAAGCCUGCGCACAUAUUGCUGUGAGCCCAGGCAUCUCCGACAAAGCGGCAGCAGAAGCCUACACUAUUUCAGCCAUGAGCAUAGUCGACGCAGUCCGGAAGCACUGCUUCAACGCAAACUCGGGACACUAUGAUAUCACAGACACUCGCACCGAAGGCUUCCAGCAAGAAAUGCACGCCUGGCUUAUUCUCAAACACAUAUGCAAAGAAGAGCAGAUACCUAGCCUGCUCGACAAGUUCGGCUCCCUCGUCUUGCCCUCUACCAUCAACGAGGCCCCUUUAUCCUUUAGCCCAGACACCCCCGGUCCACCGCCCGUUAUCUCACCCAUAAUGUCCGCUUUCCACAUUCAAGCUGCACUUCAAGAAGGUCGACCAGCCGAGGGCGAGCGCGUACUCCGCAGCGUCUUUGGCCCCAUGGCAGACAAAUCAAGCGAACACUUCACCGGUACGACCUGGGAGUUUCUCAACCCCGACGGCACGCCUUUCAAAGGCGAUUUCUGCUCAUACGCGCAGCUCUUUGGCGCCGGGCCGACCUCGAUACUAUCGCAGUAUGCCCUGGGCGUCGAGCCUCUUGCCCCUGGGUUCAAGGAGUUUAGGAUCUGGCCGAGGUUUGAUGUAAAUGGUCUGAAUUGGGCGCAAGGAAGGGUGCCGACGCCUGUUGGGGAUGGUAUCGUUGUGAAGUGGCAGGUGUUUAAGGCUGGGUGGUUGCUGGAGGCCUGGGCGCCGCCUGGUCUGGAUGGCAUUGCGAGAAUUCCCGACCAAGUUUGGGACAGGAAACAGAAUAUUUCUGUUGAUGGCAAACAGGCAGGGGUCGGAUUUGAGGUGCCUUUCACGAAACACAUCAAGAUUGCUGUCACAUUUAAAUAA